Fomitiporia mediterranea MF3/22 is the source of this 1599-nucleotide messenger RNA. RefSeq names its product HET-R. The coding region runs from base 1 to 1599 and encodes 532 amino acids. The record is from RefSeq and is a predicted model, not a curated record. The transcript is spliced from 4 exons. Gene Ontology annotation, molecular function: protein binding. Lineage: Eukaryota; Fungi; Basidiomycota; Agaricomycetes; Hymenochaetales; Hymenochaetaceae.
AUGCUCUUGAAGGAGUUCACAGGUCAUUCAGACUAUGUCCUUUCUGUUGCUUUCUCACCUGAUGGUACACGAGCUGCCUCGGGCUCCAGCGAUAGAACGAUCCGAGUUUGGGACGCCGAAAGUGGGCAAGUUAUUUUCGGCCCAUUUGAAGGACAUACAGACUGGGUGUCGUCUGUUGCUUUCUCACCCGAAGGGACGCGCUUUGUCUCGGGGUCCAACGAUAGGACAAUUCGAAUCUGGGACAUUGAGAGCGGACAGGUCAUUUCUGGGCCAUUUAAAGGACACGAAAGCUGCGUCUUGUCGGUUGCUUUCUCGCCGGAUGGGAUGCAUGUUUCCUCUGGCUCGGCCGACAUGACAGUCAUGGUCUGGGACACUGAAGGCGGACUUCCAUCCUUGUGUGGCCCUUUCGAAGGUCAUGCAGGCCGUAUCGUGUCAGUUUCUAUCUCUCGUGACGGACUACACAUCGCUUCGGGCUCUGCAGAUAGGACUAUCAGAAUCUGGGACUCUGAGAAUGGGCAAUGCAUUUCUGAGUCUUUCAGAGGCCAUACAACUAAAGUAAAUGCUGUCUCUUUUUCGCCAGUCAGCACGCGUCUCGUCUCUGGUUCCGAUGAUGGGACAGUUCGAAUCUGGGAUGCUGAGACUGAGCAGGUCGUUUCCGGUCCCUUCAAAGGGCAAACUGGGAGAGUAACAUCCGUUGCAUUCUCGCCUAGAUUCUCUCACAUUCUCGCCCGUGUUGCUUCUGGCUCACGUGAUAACACGCUCCGAAUCUGGCACUUUGCAACUGGGCGGGCUGUCUCCGUGCCCUUCAAAGGGCAUAGAGGGGCAAUCCGAUCCGUCGCCUUCUCGCCUGACGGAAGGCAUGUUGCCUCUGGCUCUUCUGAUCGAACAAUCCAGGUUUGGGAUGCUGCAAAUGGUGAGGCGGUUUCUGGACCUUUCAAAGGACAUGAGGGAGCUGUCCUGUCUAUCUCCUUCUCCCCAGAUGGAGCUCGCAUCCUGUCCGGAUCCGAUGACAAAACACUCCGAAUAUGGAACAUUGAGGUUGGACAGAUGAUUUUAGGUCCUCUCAGAAAGCACGAGGGCAGUGUUUUCUGUGCUGCUUUCUCACCUAAUGGAAGACAAGUUGUCUCUGGCUCCGCCGACAAUACGAUUGUGGUCUGGGACACUGAAAGAGGCGAAGCAGUUUCUGGCCCCUUAAAGGGACACACAUUUUGGGUUUUGUCAGUAGCUUUCUUGCCUGAUGGCAUGCACCUUAUCUCUGGUUCUGCCGAUAGGACCAUCUUGAUCUGGCACGUUGGGAACGGACACGUAGUUUCCGGACCUUUCGAAGGACACGAAGGAGCAAUCCAGUCCGUCUCGUUCUCUCCAGAUGGGACACGCCUUGUAUCCGGCUCGAACGACAAAACGCUCCGAUUAUGGGAUGUUGAAACCGGACGAGAGAUUUCCACGCCUUUGAAAGGUCACGAGGGCCGUGUUAACUCAGUUGCUUUCUCGCCUGAUGGGAGAUACAUUGUCUCUGGAUCUUCGGAUAGGGCAAUCAUAAUUUGGGAUGCCACCACUGGCCCACCAGCGGCAAAGUCACCUUUCGAUUUGGACCCAUAA